Molecule: messenger RNA, 878 nt
Organism: Cherax quadricarinatus
Lineage: Eukaryota; Metazoa; Arthropoda; Malacostraca; Decapoda; Parastacidae
Source: RefSeq, a predicted model, not a curated record
GGGUUACCUGGGUCCUGGUGGUGUGGCGCUGCUGCAAGACAACACAUCGUCACCAGAAUGUGUGGGAGGCGCUGCCGGAGAGGUGGACCGCUGGCUCUUGACAUCUCAACACAUCUACCAAAAUCCCACAGCCAAGGAGGUCUACGGCUCCGCUGCCUUUGAUCCAGAAGGAGUCCUAGGGUCGCUGACAUCGAUCUUCCAGGUGUUUUUGGGGUCUACAGGCAGGUAUGGUGCUGCAGGCACAUCAGAGCCACCAUGGUCGUGCGUGUCGCUGGCUGCUGUGGUGUGUACUGCUGGGGGCGGUGGGUGCUGCCUCUUGCAAUGCCUCAUCAACGAUGGUGUUAUCCCUGUCAACAAGAACCUAUGGUCUCUCUCCUUCGUCAUGGUUACCUCCUGCUUCGCUUACUUCCUGCUGGCUGUCUGCUACCUGCUGGUCGAUGUCUGGGGUGUGUGGAGUGGCCCUUUCUACCAGGCAGGUAUGAACAGCAUCUUCCUGUAUGUGGGUCAUAAUGUAGCAUACAACAUCUUUCCUUGGCAUUAUGCUGUGGGUCUCAUGCAUACUCACCUGGCUACACUGACAGAGACCCUCUGGGGAACUACACUCUGGGUCAUCAUAGCACUCUACUUGCACCACAAGAGAAAGUUUUAUACAGUGUAAACCCCCAUUAUAUUAUACUAUAUAUUAUUAUUAUUAUUACAGUCAGAACUAAGCUCUAAACUCACUAGGGUCAUGUAAAGCCUCGGCAGCAUGCCACAUACACACCACCUCACACCCUUCUUAUAGUUUGGGCCAUCCAUUAUUGUUUAAGAAACUCAUAUGUAGCUAUAGGCAGUCAUGAUGUAUUAAUGUUGAAACUAAUAUUUAGUUUUAUUCUAAU